CUUCCUGCCCGUCACUUCCCCCACUGCCGCCGCCGCCGCUCCCGCCGGGCCGCCGGACUCGUGCCCCUGCCCAGGCCCCUGCUACCGCCGCCGCCAUGGCCAUGAGGCAGACCCCGCUCACCUGCUCCGGCCACACGCGGCCCGUGGUGGACCUGGCCUUCAGCGGCGUCACCCCCUACGGAUAUUUCCUCAUCAGCGCCUGCAAGGAUGGCAAGCCCAUGCUGCGCCAGGGGGACACAGGAGACUGGAUUGGCACAUUUCUGGGUCACAAAGGGGCUGUUUGGGGCGCCACCCUGAACACGGAUGCCACUAAAGCAGCUACAGCAGCGGCAGAUUUCACGGCCAAAGUGUGGGAUGCUGUGUCAGGCGAUGAACUAAUCACACUGGCUCACAAACACAUUGUCAAAAGUGUGGAUUUUACACAGGAUAGCAAUUAUCUGUUAACAGGUGGACAAGAUAAGCUCUUGCGUAUCUACGACUUGAGCAAGCCAGAAGCAGAACCUGAUGUUGUCAGUGGACAUACUUCUGGCAUUAAAAAGGCCUUGUGGAGCAGUGAUGACAAACAGAUUCUUUCAGCUGAUGAUAAAACUGUCCGCCUCUGGGACCGGAGUACCAUGACUGAGGUGAAGUCACUAAAUGUGGCAAUGUCAGUGAGCAGCAUGGAGUAUGUUCCAGAAGGACAGAUACUGGUGAUAACCUAUGGGAAGACUAUUGCUUUUCAUAGUGCAGAAACUCUAGAGCAGAUUAAAUCAUUUGAAGCACCUGCUACAAUCAAUUCUGCAUCUCUUCACCCUGCGAAAGAAUGUUUGGUUGCAGGUGGUGAAGAUUUUAAACUCUAUAAAUAUGACUAUAAUACAGGAGAAGAAUUAGAAUCUUACAAAGGGCACUUUGGUCCCAUUCACUGCGUGAGAUUUAGCCCCGACGGAGAGUUAUAUGCAAGUGGCUCUGAGGAUGGAACACUAAGGCUGUGGCAGACAACAGUAGGGAAAACCUAUGGCCUUUGGAAGUGUGUAGUUCCUGAAGAGGAGAAUGCAGAAGCAGCAAAAGCAAGGACUACCCUUCCAGGAACUGCAGAGGAGGAAAUAGUUGCAGAAGAGAUCGCCUCUGAAAACUCAGAUACAGUGUACAGCUCAACUCCUGAAGUGAAAGCCUGAUUACUGCAGCUGUUAUGUGACACGUGGACAUGCGAGACUAAAUCAAGUGAGCAGUGACAGACAGCAGCCUUCCAGAGUGCGCUCCCUCCCUGGGGCAAAGAUGGGCAGUAAUUGAUGAGAAUGCAGUGGAACUGGCUAGGUGUUGUCUGUAAGAGAACUCAGCAUCCAAAUAAAAACCCAAAAGACAAGUAGUAGAGUUCUGCUGGCUUUUUGGCAUAACUGCCUACUGUCUUUUCAAAGAAGUGUGCAAGCCAAGAUCCAGUCUCUCCAAUCUCAAUUAGACUCAUUGUAGUGUGUUUUCAUUAUUACAAAGAAGAGAUACAAUGGCUUUUACCUUUUUUUUUUUUUUCUUGGAAGUUGGAAGAAUUGGCUCUAGUUGAAAAGAAGGGAUUAUGUACUUAAAAGUAUUUGGUUCGGGUUUCGUUUCAUUGUAUGCUGCUUCUGAAUGUUUAACUGUUUUCAGUUGUCUAAAUAAAAAGCCUCUCCAAACUCGUACGUUA
Molecule: messenger RNA, 1654 nt
Organism: Zonotrichia albicollis (white-throated sparrow)
Lineage: Eukaryota; Metazoa; Chordata; Aves; Passeriformes; Passerellidae
Gene: STRAP
Product: serine/threonine kinase receptor associated protein
Biological process (GO): spliceosomal snRNP assembly
Cellular component (GO): SMN complex
Molecular function (GO): protein binding; RNA binding
Source: RefSeq, a predicted model, not a curated record